This is a messenger RNA of Acomys russatus (golden spiny mouse), 751 nucleotides long. RefSeq names its product secreted and transmembrane protein 1b-like. The coding region runs from base 183 to 686 and encodes 167 amino acids. NCBI's taxonomy places the organism in Eukaryota, Metazoa, Chordata, Mammalia, Rodentia, Muridae. The transcript is spliced from 4 exons. The record is from RefSeq and is a predicted model, not a curated record. Gene Ontology annotation, molecular function: cytokine activity. Gene Ontology annotation, biological process: immune response.
ACUGCGGAGACGUCCAGGCUAGAGGACUGAACAGCUAACUGCAGACUCUUGGCCUCUCUGGUAUGAGACAGCCAUAGUUGGACUACACAGACUGCAUCCUGUAAUCCGCAGUGCUCAGGAUAGUGUUCUCAAAACCAUUGACCAGAACAUUUGUCUCCGGAAGCCCAUCCUGUGGAUGAGCCAUGCCCGCCUACUCCAUAACAUCUGCUGGCCUGAUUCCCAGCAUGCUCUGGGCCCUCCUUCUGCUGGCUGCCUCCCUGAACGCCCAGAAUCAAAGCUGGGACAGACUCAAGUGCACUGAGCCUAAGAUGUCUGUACUCAGAGGCAACCGUGUCCUGAUGGCCUGUAACAUCUCAAACACCUUCCAAUAUGUCACCAUCGAGUGGACGGCCUUCGGAAAAACCAGGACCAUCUUCAACAAAAUGUCUCCAGGAAACUACCGUAGGGAUGCAUGGCAGCUUCAGAUUCAAGGAGGCUGGGCCCAGCUGGUGAUCACAGAUGCUCAGGACACCCACGCAGGGCAGUACCUGUGGGUGCUGCGUGGACUCCAGAAAAACAUCACAAGCUUCACCCUGAGCAUUACUGAGCCCCAAGAUCAGGAAGAAGCUGGUGUCCAGAAACUGCUCGCGUCCUCGCAUUCCCAAGGUCUGUGCCCUUCACGGUUUCCCUCUGCUCAGGCCACAUAGCCACUAUUCCUGGAGGUCUCCCCAAACCCCUCAACCUCCUCCACAGCCCUUUCCUACUGCUGUAG